Messenger RNA from Microtus ochrogaster (prairie vole), 5807 nucleotides. RefSeq names its product coiled-coil domain-containing protein 121-like. Lineage: Eukaryota; Metazoa; Chordata; Mammalia; Rodentia; Cricetidae. The record is from RefSeq and is a predicted model, not a curated record. The transcript has a single exon.
ACAGACCUCUGGCCUCCACAAGCAUGCACACACCCACAGGAACAUCUACCUCCUGUAUGUAGUUCUUCCUUCUUACAUCGAUCUGAGGUUUGGAAGUCAUGUGUUGUUCCCACAGAUGCUGAGGUCAUGCUAACACUAUAGCACAGUCUACAGCAUUACCACUGUCAAUUUUGUGGUCCUGUGGAAGCCUGUGCUUUGCUCUGAGCGUAUUUGUGACAUGUGCAAAAGGCUGUCUGUCUGUUUCUCCCCUCUGUGGUUUCAGAGCAGACCUCUCAGGAGGACGAUCCCCUAAAACUCUAAGUGCUCUGCACAGUAAUAAAGCCAGGCAGUGCGACUCCCUAGAAGAGCAAGCGCAGCUCCUGCAGAGCACAGACACUCGACCCCAGUAAGGAUGCGGACAAGCAGGUGGGUCAGUCAAGAGCACGGGUAAGAAGAAUUGGCAGCACAGAGCCAAAUGGAAAUGCUGGAAGCAAAACCCAGUAGAUCAAUGAAAACACAGGGAAGCUUUAGAAGGGGUUUAGGCAGAGCUAAGAAAGGAUAUUUCCUUCUGCCGGCAAGCCCAGUCCCACUCUUCCCGAGAGCAGCACAGAAUACUGUGUAGGUGUGCCAUUAGAGUGGAGCCAUCUUCCCACUCUGUCCCCAGAGGCUCAGGUUCAGGAGGACAGAGAGAAAGCCACACAUGGCCAAGUGUGAGCAACCAGGAAGAUUUCCAUCAGUGUUCUCAGGGACACAGAAUUCCCUCAGACAUGCAAUGUUUCAGGGCCCAGGCUAUAAAGCAGAGCUGAGGUGUCCCAGACAGCAAAUGGGAGCAGGACACACUGCUCUCUCCCAUAAACACAACAAGCUGAUCUGCAGACGAGCGGUAGAGAUCUUUACUAUGAAAUGGCUCUCCCAGUCUGGGUCUCACUAUGAAGUCAAAUCAUGCAGUUACAGCCGGCUUCCCUGUCCCAUUAACAACACUGUUUGCGGUGCAGUGGUGAGCUGGGCAUGUGAUGAGGGUCUUUCCCUCUUCUUUGAUGCAGAAGAUGCUGAGCAAAGGUAGUGAGGUCACCUGAAGCUAGUGUUGUUCUCCAAGCCCUGCUGACCACAGUCCGCCUGCUCGUGGGAGAAAAUGACCUGCUUCUUGUUAUUCCCCAGAUCAGCAGAGUUCUCCACUGUGUGUGGCAACAGUGAGGUGGUGGUCUUAGGCAGGAACUGUGCUCAAGUCUGUUACCAUGACCCCUAGCAAGGGGUGAGGCAAAGAUCUGAACGCAGGACAAGGCCUUGCACUGACACUGAGGAUGGAGGUGAUGGUUAAUGACAGAGGGGAGGUCAGAGGUCACAGAAGCCUGUGCUUAAUUCCAUCACUGAAACACAGCGUGCCAGGUUCCUUCCUUCCUUUCUUUGAGAUCAGGUCUCACUGUGUCGCCCUGGAACUAGCUCUAUAGAUCAGGCUGACAGCAAACUCCCACAGGGAUCUGUCCGCCUCUGCCACCACCAUUCCAAUGCUGGAAUUAAAGGUGCGGGUAGUGUCCUUACUGUCUCUGAGGCUUCUCCUCCUUGUCAUUCACUCUCCUUCCUCCUUUUCACGACCAUUUCCCAGGCACCUGGUCUGUGUCUGCACACAGAGCAGUACACAGCAGCGCUGAACUGAGACCCAAAAGCCCGGGAGCAGGGAGGCGAUGAGGUCAGUGGUAGCACAGAGAAGAGCAUCAACCACACAUGGCCUAUCCCAGAAGCCUCCUCCCAAGGCUCUAAGAGAGAGUGGCACUUCCUGCUGCUUCCAGCUGCUCCCACAGGCCUCCUUGCCAGGAGGCGGGAAACCUGUGUCACAGCUGUCCUUCAAAGCAGGGAGAGCCAAUCAGCGCAGUGGCCGUGCUGGGGCCUCUGCUCUGGCAGCUGCUCUGCUGGUGGGAGGUCUUCCUCCAUGUCCUUCUCUAGAGCGCUCCACACUCUGGGUCUUCACUACUUUACUUCACUGUAACCGCGGUGCAGAGGUGGAUGCACAGGGCGCAAUCCUGGGAAUUCCCACUUCCUGGGAAACUGAGGUAGCUUGCGGUGUAAGCCCCACCCUUCCACAGCCAUGGCAUCAGGACGCUCAUGCCACUGGGAACUCAGCCAGCGUGGAGGGAGUCCGAGGCCGGCAGAACAGACCCAGACUGCACCAUACUGCAAAGCGAAGUCAGAAGCCUGGGGGCCUCUGGGCCCUUGGCACCUUUCCCUCCCUCCCAGGACUCCUGUCCAACCGGCACAGGAUAGGUCACAGGUGCAAAGGGUCUUCCUGGCGCCUAGCGACACAACAGACGUGCACGACCGAGAAAGCCCAGGUGCCGCCUGCCACGGGCUCCGAACCGCUGCCUUUUCUUCCAACCACGCCGGUACCCAGUACCCGGUAGGCCAGCCUGGUAGCUCCAAUCUCAAGGUCUAUCUGGGCUCCAGUACCGCCACAAGCCCCGCCCCUCCCUAGCCCCGCCUACCAGGCAAAUCUGCCACUUAAGGGUUAAUGACUAAACCAACAGUCCACAUUCUGCUCUCCCUGGCCCAUCACAGGGGAGACUGAGGAGGUGGUUACCAGUGACUAUAGAGCCCAGAGAAUGAACAGAAGGGUCUACUGUAGCCAGGAUAAGAUGCUGAGCUUCUGAGCCUUGGGCCAUAGGAUCUGGGAGGGGCAAAGUCCUGCACCCAGGAGGGGAGGGGCUAUGGAGUCCCAAGGCCAGGGCCUUACCACCAGGGUCACCAGGGGCAAAAGAGUCACCCUUUUCCACGACAAGCAGGGAGGUGGGGCUGUUGAACCACCAUCACUUCCUACAAGGAAGGGUGAGCCUGCUUUGACAUACCAAGGCCUCUAUUACAGGCCUUCCCUGGCCAGGAAGAAGGCUGUAUAUGACUUCCGGGUGAGGUGGCCAGAACUGAUUCUCCUGGACCAGAAGAAAAUGGAGGAACUCCCUGUAAUUGGCAAAAGCACCUCUGACAAGCAGGUCCAUGAGGCCAGUACCUGCUCCUCAGGGAUCAGCAUCAGCAACACAGACCUGGAGAGCACUCCCAGUGAGUGCCUGGAUUCCAAAGGAGAAGAAGGCCCCCAACCCCUUCCUGCACAGUCUCCAUAUAUGACCAUUCUCAACAGCUAUCUGAAGCCAGAGUCGAUGACCCGGCUGGAGAAGAAGGUGAGGAAGAAGACCCUGGUGGCCAUGAACCAGCUGGAGCAGGAGAUGGACGCAGUUAAGAGACGGCGGUGGGCACUGAUGAAGGACAUCAAGGAAGUGGAGUGCAAACAAACAGAGGACAAGCACUUCCUGGAGUUCCUGAAGCAGAAGAAGGAGGAAAGCCAGAGGAAGUACGACUCCCUGUGGGAAGACUACAGACAGCAGUGUCAGGAGAUUGAGGUCAGGAGGCAAGAGCUCCUCGGCACCUUCACCUCCUGCACUGUAGACCUCCAGAAGAAGCUGCUGCAGGGCAGGAAGCUAGAGCUAGGCUUCAGGAAGAAGCUGGAUGCCCUGAGGCCAGUAGCACAGAUAAAGGAGAGCCAGGACAGAGAGUUCCAGGCCUUAGAGCAGGAGAAAGCCAGCAUAGUAGCUGACAUCCCCUUGAUGGACAGAGAGGCACACUUCCAGUUCCUGAAGGAAAGGGCCGCCCUAGAGAAGCAGGUGGAGGAGCUGAACCUGCUGGAGUCAGGAGAGAACACCACCAGAGAGCUGAGGAAGAAGGCCAAGGCCUUGGAGGCUCUGGCCAAAAAGGCUCACAAGGACUUCUGCCAGGGUGUCAGUGCUGAGAACAGGGGACUGCGAGCACAGCUCCGGCAGCUGGAUAAGGAAUUCUGUGAGCUGGAAGCCAGGAGGGAGAAGCUGGAGCAGCGAAAGCAGCGGCGGAAGGAGCAGCAGUGGUACCUGGAGGCCCUGGCCCGGGGGAGGGAGCGCCUCCAGCAGCAGGAGUCCCGACCCCCCAAACCACAGGCUCCACACCCAACCCAGGGCCGUCUACUGGGUGCCAGGCCAGGAACCAAUCCUAAGUAAUGGCUGCCGUGUCCCAGGAAGCAGACUGGAGCUGAUGUUGAGGGUAGCACACAAGGAAUGAAGAUGCUAUCAGGCUAAUACAGAGGACAGAAGCAGCAAGGGGGAUGGAGGACUGAGCUUCUCAGAGGGGCAGGGGGGUCCUGGCCUGGCCUGUCUCUCAGGCUUGGCCCCCUCACUCUAACCCGAAGGGCUGUCCUAACCAAAAGCUUCCCCACAUUCGGGAAGCUUGGUUCUUUAGCCCCCAUACCUUCCACGCACGACAAGUUCCCUGUUGUAGUAUAGACUUGGGUGCUCACUGCCUGCUCUGGUGUGGACGUCAUGACGACAGGGUGCAUUUGUAAUCGGCACCUUCCCCAGCCACCCCAUUUCAAAGGAGUAGGUUCGUGUCUUAGGGGGGUGGGUCCAGGGUGUUAUCUGGGGAAUUGGGUUCUUUGUAUCUGUGUGUCGCCGAGGCUGUACGGUCUGCAGAGCUGUGGGUCGUGAUGUGGCAUGCGGUCCCAGGUUUGGGCCUGUGAUCCUGUGUGACAAAUAUAGCCAGCUCUCUGAGUCCCGGGCACUGCUUCAGGCAAAAAGCCUCAGUAUUUCAGUGCAGAAUUUUAACUUUUACUGAAACUCAUUUAAAGUGCUGAAAAUGAAUUGCUGAGUGGACCUUUGGGUUACAGAUUUAACUUGCAUGUGAAAUGCUUUGCUCCUAAACAGUGUUAUUGAAAAAGUAAAAGCCUGCCUGUGAUUCAUUCAAAAUAAAAGUCUAUUUAUUGUUACCCAAAACAAAAGCCUACUUGUGAUUAUUCAAAAUAAACCACGAAGGUGAGAGAACACAGCGGGAAGGAAGGUGGAAGAUGGGAGCGUGACAGUGAAAGACUUAAGAUCAAAGUUUCCGUAUUGGCUGUCCAUUUGCUGGGCAUAAGACAUCCUAACGGUUUAAGAUGGAAUGGCACCAUGGCCAGGAGGUCCAGCAGGUGGCCAUGUCCUAGUAUUUGAAGCUGAUGGACAACCAUCCCCUCUGCCAUCUCCAUCCAAUUCCCUAUGCAGCAUUUACUGCUGUGGAUGUCGUGUGUGGCCCCAUGUCAGUGUUUCCAGUGGUCAGAACUGAGCAGCAAAGAACCAAAGGCUGAUAGCAGGUCAUGUGAUACCCCAGCACUUCAUGAAGACUUAGUCCAGUGUGGAGGCUUUAGGGAGAUUUCAGACACCAGUUUCCCCAGCACCACCCUGUACCAGCCUGUCCUAACAGCGGCUUUCCGUCUGCCCUGCAUAUGUCUCAGGGUGGAUUCCUGGAUUCUGCCUCCUCGUUCCAAGCGCCCAGGGGCCCCAGAGUCCUCAUCUGCUUAAUCACUGAGUUGCCACGUUUUUGGCACAGUACCUGUGGUCAGUGACCUAUAGGAAAGUGUCAAUAGAGAGGCUGCCUGCCUGCAGGAACCCCUUGCUUGCUCCUUGCAGCGUUGGCACAGAAUCUAUUCAGGACAUGCUGGUGAGGCUUGAGUGAGCAAGUGGUUGGGGAGCAGGCCCCUACUUCACAGGAGAUCUCUGGCAGUGUGCAGCCUGGCUUCCGCUACCCUUCAUUUUGUGAUCUACGUGCAGAAGCCGUGCAGUCUCUCCCAGCUGGCAUUCCUCCUGGUCCCCACCACAGCUCUUAAACAUGAGGCGAUGCCUCUCUCUGCACAAAGCCUGACCUAAUGCAGACAGGACACAAGGGAAGAACAUAAUGCAAUUCCUCAACAACACAGACACAAAAACUCCAAGUCUAGGAAACUAAGGUGAAGAAUACAUUGAAAGCCGGCCGUGGUGGUAUAUGCCUUUAGUUCGAGGCCAUCCUGGUCU